This is a messenger RNA of Mytilus trossulus (common blue mussel), 513 nucleotides long. RefSeq lists its product as uncharacterized. Lineage: Eukaryota; Metazoa; Mollusca; Bivalvia; Mytilida; Mytilidae. The transcript has 3 exons. The record is from RefSeq and is a predicted model, not a curated record. The coding region runs from base 67 to 513 and encodes 148 amino acids.
ACAUGUUAUUUGUGUAUAUUUCAAUUCAGUUUUAUUAUUAUUAUUAUAUAGGUUAAAGAGAAUAACAUGCAACUGUUUAUAUAUGUCUCUUUCUUGUCAUCGAUUGUUUUAUCAGUAAGCUCUAUAGUUACGAGACCAGAAAUUGUUGAUGCCAUUUUACCAGAGGUGAAGCAACAAGGUCAGAUUGGGUAUCUAAACUGCUCGGUAAUAAACUUGAAUCCAUCAUCAGCAGUACUACAAUGGGUUAAACAAACAACACCAUCAGGAACACCAUUACUAAUAUCAUCCAAUGAAAAGAUCCAUGUUAAUGAUGUAGUUGAAGGUCAUCCGAAAUAUUAUGUCAGAAAAUCUGUUAUUAAUAAUAGAGAACUGUAUCAACUUGUCAUCCAGGCAUUGACUGAAAAUGAUGCCGGCUCUUAUACAUGUAUGAUCAGACUCGCCAAUCAGAACUAUUUACAAUGGCCGAAAAAGCUUGGUCUUCUAACUGUCCUGAGUAAACAAAUGAGUAAGUAA